GCGGCGGCGGCUCCGAGCCCUGCGCAAUGUGCGGCGAGGGGACGCGUCCCACCACUGCCGGGCGCUGAGCGGCGCCGGAAGGAGCCGACCCCCGGGAUGGAGCGCGCAGGCUCCGAGCCCCGGACCGUGCCCUGCCAGCCUCGUCCGAGCCCCCCGAGCGCCUGAAGUUUCAGUCCUCGAGCAGCCAGUGGCGAUCGGGCGGCCCGAGUGGACCCCGGAGCGGCCUCUGUGCGGGUGGAGAGACGCGGCGGUAGCCAGGACCCGAGCAGGCGGCCCGCAGGGCCAAGCCGGCGGCGAGCAGAGCCCGAGGCGCGGCAGCCGCUCCACCGGCUCUACGGAGUCAUGAGGUCUCCCAGUAUCCCUUACCGUGCCUUGCUGUGGCUUGUCGUGCUGGUGUCUGGAUCCUGGGGCCAGGUGAACCGGCUGCCUUUCUUCACUAAUCACUUCUUUGACACGUACCUGCUGAUCAGUGAGGACACGCCUGUGGGUUCUUCUGUGACCCAGUUGCUGGCCCGAGACAUGGACAAUGAUCCCCUGGUGUUUGGCGUGUCUGGAGAGGAGGCCUCCCGCUUCUUUGCAGUAGAGCCUGACACUGGCGUGGUGUGGCUCCGGCAGCCACUGGACAGGGAGACUAAGUCGGAGUUCACAGUGGAGUUCUCAGUCAGCGACCACCAGGGGGUGAUCACAAGGAAGGUGAACAUCCAGGUUGGGGAUGUGAAUGAUAAUGCACCCACGUUUCACAACCAGCCCUACAGCGUGCGCAUCCCUGAGAAUACACCAGUGGGAACACCCAUCUUCAUUGUCAACGCCACAGAUCCAGACCUGGGAGCAGGCGGCAGCGUCCUCUAUUCCUUCCAGCCCCCCUCUCAGUUCUUUGCCAUCGACAGUGCCCGUGGCAUUGUCUCUGUGAUCCGGGAGCUGGACUACGAGACCACACAGGCCUACCAGCUCACGGUAAAUGCCACGGAUCAAGACAAGACCAGGCCUCUGUCCACGCUGGCCAACCUAGCCAUCAUCAUCACGGAUGUGCAGGACAUGGACCCUAUCUUCAUCAACUUGCCCUACAGCACCAACAUCUAUGAGCACUCUCCUCCGGGUACCACUGUCCGUGUGAUCACUGCAGUGGACCAGGAUAAAGGGCGACCCCGGGGGAUUGGUUACACCAUCGUUUCAGGGAAUACCAACAGCAUUUUUGCCCUGGACUACAUCAGCGGAGCACUCACCCUGAACGGCCUGCUGGACCGAGAGAAUCCCCUGUACAGCCACGGCUUCAUCCUGACGGUGAAGGGCACUGAGUUGAACGAUGACCGAACCCCAUCCGAUGCCACAGUCACCACUACCUUCAACAUCCUGGUUAUCGAUAUCAAUGAUAAUGCCCCAGAAUUCAACAGCUCUGAGUACAGUGUGGCCAUCACUGAGCUGGCACAGGUUGGCUUUGCCCUCCCUCUCUUCAUCCAGGUGGUGGACAAGGAUGAGAACUUGGGUCUGAACAGCAUGUUCGAGGUGUACCUGGUAGGCAACAACUCCCACCAUUUCAUCAUCUCUCCGACGUCUGUCCAAGGGAAAGCGGAUAUCCGCAUACGAGUGGCAAUCCCCCUGGAUUACGAGACCGUGGACCGCUAUGACUUUGAUCUCUUUGCCAAUGAGAGUGUUCCUGACCACGUGGGCUACGCCAAAGUGAAGAUCACCCUCAUCAAUGAAAAUGACAACCGGCCCAUCUUCAGCCAGCCACUGUACAAUGUCAGCUUGUAUGAGAAUGUCACCGUGGGGACCUCUGUGCUGACAGUCCUGGCCACAGACAAUGACGUGGGCACCUUUGGGGAAGUCAGCUACUUCUUCAGUGACGACCCUGACAGGUUCUCACUGGACAAGGACACAGGGCUGAUUAUGCUGAUUGCCCGACUGGACUAUGAGCUCAUCCAACGUUUCACCUUGACCAUCAUUGCCCGGGAUGGAGGUGGUGAGGAGACCACAGGCCGGGUCCGGAUCAAUGUGCUAGAUGUCAAUGACAAUGUGCCCACCUUCCAGAAGGAUGCCUAUGUGGGUGCUCUAAGGGAGAACGAACCCUCUGUCACACAGCUGGUGCGGCUCCGGGCAACAGAUGAAGACUCCCCUCCCAACAACCAGAUCACCUACAGCAUCGUCAAUGCCUCUGCCUUCGGCAGCUACUUUGACAUCAGCGUGUACGAAGGCUAUGGAGUGAUCAGUGUGAGCCGUCCCCUGGAUUAUGAACAGAUCCCCAAUGGGCUGAUAUACCUGACAGUCAUGGCCAAGGACAAUGGCAACCCCCCUCUGUACAGCACUGUCCCCGUGACCAUCGAGGUGUUUGAUGAGAAUGACAACCCUCCUACCUUCAGCAGUCCUGCCUACUUCGUCUCUGUGGUGGAGAACAUCAUGGCAGGAGCCACAGUGCUGUUCCUAAAUGCCACAGACCUGGACCGUUCACGGGAGUAUGGCCAGGAGUCCAUUAUCUAUUCACUGGAGGGGUCCUCGCAGUUCCGCAUCAAUGCCCGCUCUGGAGAAAUCACCACCACAUCUCUGCUCGACCGAGAGACCAAGUCCGAAUACAUCCUCAUCGUGCGUGCCGUGGAUGGGGGUGUGGGCCACAACCAGAAAACUGGCAUUGCCACAGUGAAUGUCACCCUCCUGGACAUCAAUGACAACCAUCCUACCUGGAAGGACGCCCCCUACUACAUCAACCUGGUGGAGAUGACACCUCCAGACUCUGAUGUGACCACGGUGGUGGCUAUAGACCCAGACCUGGGAGAGAACGGCACCCUGGUUUACAGCAUCCAUCCCCACAAUAAGUUCUACAGUCUGAACAGCACCACGGGCAAGAUCCGUACCACCCAUGCCAUGCUGGACCGUGAGAACCCUGACCCUGUGGAAGCGGAACUCAUGCGCAAGAUCAUCAUCUCUGUCACCGACUGUGGCAGACCCCCUCUGAAGGCCACCAGCAGUGCCACAGUCUUUGUGAACCUCUUAGACCUCAAUGACAAUGACCCCACUUUUCAGAACCUGCCUUUUGUGGCUGAGGUGCUUGAAGGCACCCCUGCAGGGGUCUCCGUGUACCAAGUGAUGGCUGUUGAUGUAGACGAGGGCCUGAAUGGGCUGGUAUCCUAUCGCAUGCAGGUGGGCAUGCCCCGCAUGGACUUUAUCAUCAACAGCAGCAGUGGUGUGGUGACUGCCAUGGCUGAACUGGACCGCGAGCGCAUUGCUGAGUACCAGCUUCGGGUAGUAGCCAGCGAUGCAGGCACACCCACCAAGAGCUCCACCAGCACACUCACCAUCCGUGUACUGGAUGUGAACGAUGAGAUGCCUACCUUCUUCCCCGCUGUGUACAACGUGUCCGUAUCAGAAGAUGUUCCCCGAGAGUUCCGAGUGGUCUGGCUGAACUGCACAGACAAUGAUGUGGGCCUCAAUGCAGAGCUUAGCUACUUUAUCACAGGAGGAAAUGUGGAUGGGAAAUUCAGUGUGGGCUACCGUGAUGCUGUGGUAAGGACCGUGGUAGGCCUGGACCGUGAGACCACAGCUGCGUACACACUUGUCCUGGAGGCCAUUGACAAUGGUCCUGUAGGCAAGCGGCACACAGGUACCGCCACGGUGUUUGUCACUGUCCUGGAUGUGAACGACAACAGACCCAUUUUUCUACAAAGCAGCUAUGAAGCCAGCAUCCCAGAAGACGUCCCUGAGGGCCACAGCAUCGUGCAGCUGAAAGCCACAGAUGCAGAUGAGGGCGAAUUUGGACGUGUCUGGUAUCGUAUCCUCCAUGGUAAUCACGGCAACAACUUCCGGAUCCAUGUCAGCAAUGGGCUCCUGAUGCGAGGCCCCCAGCCCCUGGACAGGGAGUGGAACUCCUCCCACGUGCUAAUGGUGGAGGCCUACAACCAUGAUCUGGGCCCCAUGAGGAGCUCUGUCAGGGUGAUUGUGUACGUGGAAGAUGUCAACGAUGAGGCCCCUGUGUUCACACAGCAGCAGUACAACCGCCUGGGCCUUCGAGAGACAGCAGGCAUCGGCACCUCAGUCAUCGUCGUCAGAGCCACAGACAGAGACACUGGGGAUGGUGGACUGGUCAACUACCGCAUCCUGUCAGGUGCGGAGGGCAAGUUCGAGAUUGAUGAGAGCACAGGGCUCAUCGUCACGGUGGACUACCUGGAUUAUGAGACCAAAACCAGUUACCUGAUGAACGUGUCUGCCACAGACCAUGCACCCCCCUUCAAUCGGGGCUUCUGCAGCGUCUAUGUGACACUGCUCAAUGAGCUGGAUGAGGCAGUGCAGUUCUCGAACACCUCCUACGAAGCAGUCAUCAUGGAGAACCUGGCACUGGGCACAGAGAUUGUGCGGGUACAGGCCUACUCCAUAGACAACCUCAACCAGAUCACCUACCGCUUCGAUGCCCAUACCAGCGCCCAGGCCAAAGCCCUCUUCAAGAUAGAUGCCGCUACGGGUGUCAUCACAGUCAAGGGCUUGGUGGACCGAGAGAAGGGAGACUUCUACAUACUGACAGUGGUGGCAGAUGACGGGGGCCCCAAGGUGGACUCAACUGUGGUCUACAUCACCGUGCUGGAUGAGAAUGACAAUAGCCCACAGUUUGACUUCACCUCUGACUCGGCCAUCAGUGUGCCUGAGGACUGCCCUGUGGGCCAGCGAGUGGCCAUCGUCAAGGCCCGGGACCCUGAUGCUGGCAGCAGUGGGCAGGUGGUCUUCUCCCUGGCCUCUGGUAACAUUGGUGGGGCAUUCGAGAUCAUCACCAGCAAUGACUCCAUCGGUGAAGUGUUUGUGGCUAGGCCCCUGGACAGGGAGGAGUUGGACCACUAUAUCCUCCAGGUUGUGGCUUCCGACCAUGGCACCCCUCCACAGAAGAAAGACCACAUCCUGCAAGUGACCAUCUUGGACGUCAAUGACAACCACCCAGUGAUCGAGAGCCCUUUUGGGUACAACGUCAGUGUGAAUGAGAAUGUGGGCGGGGGCACUGCUGUGGUCCAAGUGAGAGCCACCGACCGUGACAUCGGGAUCAACAGUGUCCUGUCCUAUUAUAUCACCGAGGGUAAUGAGGACAGGACCUUCCGUAUGGAUCGCAUCAGUGGCGAGAUUGCCACACGACCUGCCCCACCUGACCGAGAACGCCAGAGCUUCUACCAUCUGGUGGUCACCGUGGAGGAUGAGGGCACCCCCACGUUAUCGGCGACCACCCAUGUGUAUGUGACCAUCGUGGAUGAGAAUGAUAAUGCUCCGGUGUUCCAGCAGCCACAUUAUGAGGUGGUGCUGGAUGAAGGCCCAGACACAGUCAAUGCCAGCCUCAUCACCAUCCAAGCACUGGACCUAGAUGAGGGGCCCAACGGCACCGUCUCCUAUGCCAUUGUGGCAGGCAACAUCAUCAACACCUUCCGGAUCAACAGGCACACGGGCGUCAUCUCUGCUGUCAAAGACCUGGACUAUGAGAUCAGUCAUGGCCACUAUACCCUCAUCGUCACUGCCGCAGACCAGUGCCCUAUCUUGUCCCACCGCCUCACCUCUACUACCACGGUGCUCGUGAAUGUGAAUGACAUCAACGACAACGUGCCCACCUUCCCUCGGGACUAUGAAGGACCAUUUGAUGUCACCGAGGGCCAGCCGGGGCCCAGAGUGUGGACCUUCCUGGCCCACGACCGGGACUCGGGCCCCAACGGACAGGUGGAAUACAGCAUCGUGGGUGGAGACCCAUUGGGAGAGUUUGUGAUCUCUCCUGUAGAGGGUGUGCUGCGAGUCCGAAAGGACAUAGAGCUGGACCGGGAAACCAUCGCCUUCUACAAUCUGACCAUCUGUGCUCGGGACAGGGGGUUGCCCCCACUCAGCUCCACGAUGCUUGUGGGGAUCCGAGUGCUGGACAUCAACGACAAUGAUCCUGUGCUGUUGAACCUACCCAUGAAUAUCACCAUCAAUGAGAACAGCCCUGUCUCCAGCUUCGUUGCCCACAUCCUGGCUAAUGAUGCUGAUAGUGGCUGCAACGCACUUCUUACCUUCAACAUCACAGCAGGCAACAGAGAGCGGGCCUUCUUCAUCAACGCCACGACAGGGAUCGUCACCGUGAACCGGCCCCUGGACCGUGAGCAGAUCCCAGAGUACAAGUUGACCGUGUCUGUGAAGGACAACCCAGAGAACCCACGCAUAGCCAGAAGGGAUUUUGGCUUGCUGCUGGUGUCCCUCUCGGAUGAGAAUGACAAUCACCCACUCUUCACUGAGGGCACAUACCAGGCAGAGGUGAUGGAGAACUCUCCUGCUGGGACACCCCUCACGGUGCUGAAUGGGCCAAUCCUGGCCCUGGAUGCUGACGAGGAUGUGUACGCCAUAGUCACCUACCAGCUGCUGGGUGCCCACAGUGACCUCUUUGAUAUCCACAACAGCACAGGUGUGGUAACUGUGAGGUCAGGUGUCAUCAUUGACCGGGAGGCCUUCUCACCCCCCAUCCUGGAGUUGCUGCUGCUGGCUGAGGACAUCGGGCUGCUCAAUGGCACAGCCUACCUGCUCGUCACCAUCCUGGAUGACAAUGACAACUGGCCGACCUUCAGUCCUGCUGCUGUGACUGUCCACCUGCUGGAGAACUGUCCACCAGGAUUCUCAGUCCUUCAGGUCACAGCCACAGACAAGGACAGUGGCUUCAAUGGGGAACUGGUCUACCGAAUAGAAGCCGGGGCUCAGGACCGCUUCCUCAUCCAUCCCGUCACUGGAGUCAUCCGUGUGGGCAAUGCCACCAUCGACAGGGAAGAGCAGGACUCCUACAGGCUGACAGUGGUGGCCGCUGACCGGGGCACCAUGCCCCUGUCAGGCACAGCCAUCGUCACCAUCCUGAUUGAUGACAUUAAUGACUCUCACCCUGAAUUCCUCAAGCCCAUUCAGACAGUGAGUGUGCUGGAGUCUGCUGAGCCCGGCACUGUCAUUGCCAACAUCACUGCCAUCGACCUUGACCUCAAUCCAAAGUUGGAGUACCACAUCAUCGGCAUUGUGGCCAAGGAUGACACUGACCGCCUGGUACCUGACCAGGAAGAUGCCUUUGCUGUGAAUAUCAAUACAGGGUCUGUGAUGGUGAAGUCCCCCCUGAACAGGGAGCUGGUUGCCACAUAUGAGGUCACUCUCUCAGUGAUUGACAAUGCCAGCGACCUACCAGAGCGUUCUGUCAGUGUGCCAAAUGCCAAGCUCACGGUCAACAUCCUGGAUGUCAACGACAACACGCCGCAGUUCAAGCCCUUUGGGAUCACCUACUACACAGAGCGGAUCCUGGAGGGGGCCACCCCUGGUACCACGCUCAUUGCCGUCGCAGCUGUUGACUCUGACAAAGGUCUCAAUGGACUAAUCACCUACACUCUGCUGGACCUCACACCCCCAGGCUACGUCCAGCUGGAAGACUCUUCAGCAGGGAAGGUCAUUGCCAACCGGACAGUGGACUAUGAAGAAGUGCACUGGCUCAACUUCACAGUGAGGGCCUCAGACAAUGGGUCUCCACCCCGGGCAGCUGAGAUCCCUGUCUACCUGGAGAUUGUGGACAUCAAUGAUAACAACCCCAUCUUUGACCAGCCUUCCUACCAGGAGGCCGUCUUUGAGGAUGUGCCUGUGGGCACGAUCAUCCUGAGGGUCACUGCUACUGACACUGACUCAGGCAACUUUGCCCUCAUCGAAUAUAGUCUUGGGGAUGGGGAGGGCAAGUUCACCAUCAACCCUACCACGGGUGACAUCUAUAUACUGUCCUCACUGGACCGGGAGAAGAAAGACCACUAUAUCCUGACUGCCUUAGCCAAAGACAACCCUGGGGAUGUGGCCAGCAACCGUCGAGAAAACUCUGUACAGGUGGUAAUCCAAGUACUUGAUGUCAAUGACUGCCGGCCGCAGUUCUCCAAGCCACAGUUCAGCACCAGUGUGUACGAGAAUGAACCAGCAGGCACCUCAGUCAUCACCAUGCUGGCCACUGACCAGGAUGAGGGCUCCAAUGGACAGCUGACCUAUUCACUCGAGGGCCCCGGAAUGGAGGCCUUCCACGUGGACAUGGACUCAGGCCUGGUGACCACACAGCGGCCACUGCAGUCCUAUGAGAGGUUCAACCUGACUGUGGUGGCCACGGAUGGUGGUGAGCCCCCACUCUGGGGCACCACCAUGCUCCUGGUAGAAGUCAUUGAUGUCAAUGACAACCGCCCCAUCUUUGUGCGCCCACCCAACGGCACCAUCCUGCACAUCAGAGAGGAGAUCCCGUUGCACUCCAAUGUGUAUGAGGUCUACGCCACUGACAAGGAUGAAGGCCUCAACGGGGCUGUGCGCUACAGCUUCCUGAAGACAGCAGGCAACCGUGACUGGGAGUGCUUCACCAUUGACCCAGUCAGUGGCCUCAUCCAGACUGCUCAGCGCCUGGACCGUGAGAAGCAGGCAGUAUACAGUCUCAUCUUGGUGGCCAGUGACCUGGGUCAGCCAGUGCCAUAUGAGACCAUGCAGCCAUUGCAGGUGGCCCUGGAAGACAUUGAUGACAACGAACCCCUCUUCGUGAGGCCUCCUAAGGGAAGCCCCCAGUACCAGCUGCUGACGGUGCCUGAGCACUCACCUCGUGGCACCCUCGUGGGCAACGUGACGGGUGCUAUGGAUGCAGAUGAGGGUCCCAACGCCAUUGUGUACUACUUUAUCACAGCCGGCAAUGAGGAGAAGAGCUUCCACCUGCAACCAGAUGGACGCCUGCUGGUGCUCCAAGACCUGGAUCGGGAGCGGGAAGCUGUCUUCUCCUUCAUCGUCAAGGCAUCCAGCAAUCGCAGCUGGACACUUCCCCGAGGACCCUCUCCAGCCCUCGACCUGCUGGCUGACCUCACCCUGCAGGAGGUGCGCGUCGUGUUAGAGGACAUAAAUGACCAGCCACCGCGCUUCACCAAAGCUGAGUACACCGCAGGGGUGGCCACUGACGCCAAGGUGGGGUCGGAGCUGAUCCAGGUGCUGGCCUUGGAUGCAGACAUUGGCAACAACAGUCUGGUCUUCUAUAGCAUUCUGGCCAUCCACUACUUCCGGGCUCUUGCCAAUGACUCUGAGGAUAUAGGCCAGGUCUUCACCAUGGGGAGCGUGGAUGGCAUCCUACGUACCUUCGACCUUUUCAUGGCCUAUAGCCCUGGCUAUUUUGUGGUGGACAUUGUGGCCCGAGAUCUGGCAGGCCACAAUGACACAGCCAUCAUUGGCAUCUACAUCCUGAGGGAUGACCAGCGCGUGAAGAUUGUCAUCAAUGAGAUCCCAGACCGUGUGCGAGGCUUUGAGGAAGAGUUCAUCCGCCUGCUCUCCAACAUCACUGGCGCCACUGUCAACACUGAUGACGUGCAGUUCCAUGUUGACAAGAAGGGACGGGUAAACUUUGCACAGACUGAACUGCUCAUCCAUGUGGUGAACCGGGACACCAACCGCAUCCUGGAUGUGGACCGAGUCAUCCAGAUGAUUGACGAGAACAAGGAACAGCUUCGAAAUCUUUUCCGGAACUAUAAUGUCCUGGACGUGCAGCCCGCCAUCUCUGUCCAGCUGCCAGAUGAUAUGUCUGCCCUGCAGAUGGCGAUCAUCAUCCUGGCCAUCCUCCUCUUCUUGGCCGCCAUGCUUUUUGUCCUGAUGAACUGGUACUACAGGACUAUACACAAGAGAAAGCUCAAGGCCAUUGUGGCUGGUUCUGCAGGGAACUGUGGCUUCAUUGACAUCAUGGACAUGCCCAACACCAACAAGUAUUCCUUUGAUGGAGCCAACCCUGUGUGGCUGGACCCCUUCUGCCGGAACUUGGAGCUGGCAGCACAGGCUGAGCACGAGGAUGACUUGCCUGAGAACCUGAGUGAUAUUGCUGACCUGUGGAACAGCCCCACUCGUACCCACGGAACUUUUGGGCGUGAGCCAGCGGCAGUCAAGCCUGAUGAUGACCGAUAUCUGCGGGCAGCCAUCCAGGAAUAUGACAACAUUGCCAAGCUGGGCCAGAUCAUUCGAGAGGGGCCUAUCAAGGGCUCGCUGCUCAAGGUGGUCCUGGAGGAUUACCUACGGCUCAAAAAACUCUUUGCACAGCGGAUGGUGCAAAAUGCCUCCUCCAGCCACUCCUCCGUCUCCGAGCUGAUCCAGACAGACCUAGAGGAGGAGCCUGGAGACCACAGCCCAAGCACUGGCAGCCUGCGCUUCCACCACAAGCCACCCAUGGAGCUCAAGGGGCCAGAUGGAAUCCAUGUGGUUCAUGGCAGCACCGGCACACUGCUGGCCACUGACCUCAACAGCCUGCCAGAGGAUGACCAGAAGGGGCUGGGCCACUCACUGGAGACACUGACAGCCAGUGAGGCCACUGCCUUUGAGCGCAACGCACGCACAGAGUCAGCCAAGUCCACCCCUCUGCACAAGCUUCGGGACGUGAUCAUGGAGAGUCCCCUAGAGAUUACAGAGCUGUGACAAUGGGCCUCGCUGCUGAGCAGCCCAUCCUGCCACCCUCCAGGACAGGAACAUGGCCAACACUGCCCAGGCCACCUGUGUGGAUAACCUGGUGCUGGCCCUGGAAGCCACAAGCUGAGUGGAUUCUCCUGCCAGACACGUUCCACAUCUGAUCUCUACCUUCAUAAAAUUUGUUAUUUUUUUAAGAAAACUAAAAAAAGAUUCUGUGUCUGAGGUCAGGGUAAGGAGGUGUCAGAGCCCAGAAGUUUGAGGACUAGCUCAGCCCUCCAUCCUCUAUGCCCCACGGAGCAGGGACCUUACACUGGGAGACAAGGCUCAGAGCCACCCCCCCAACUGGCCUACCACUGCAGUUCAAGUCCCCCUGCAUUUCUGGCACCUACCUGCUGGACAUCCAGGAAGCAGUGAGUGCCACCAGCCCUCCACACACACAAGAUCAGUGUCGACAACUGAGUGUUUGCUCCCACUCCCUGCCUUCCUGACAUGCCCAGUUGAGACAGACUAAUUCCUCUGGCUUUGAAUGUGUUUGUGUGUAUACCUUUUCUAAAUUAAGUUAUUCAUUCCCUCAAGAUUUGCCCCCAGGUUUUGUUUUAACUAAUACUGAACGUGUAUGGAAUGCUGUUUUAAAAGCAACGCAAAUGGAACCAGCAAUACACUGGCUCUGGCAACAUGUGACAUAGUGUGUCCUGGGG
Molecule: messenger RNA, 11093 nt
Organism: Nannospalax galili (Upper Galilee mountains blind mole rat)
Lineage: Eukaryota; Metazoa; Chordata; Mammalia; Rodentia; Spalacidae
Gene: Cdh23
Product: cadherin related 23
Exons: 69
Coding region: 343-10404 (3353 amino acids)
Biological process (GO): homophilic cell-cell adhesion
Cellular component (GO): cell-cell junction; plasma membrane
Molecular function (GO): calcium ion binding
Source: RefSeq, a predicted model, not a curated record